Amorphotheca resinae ATCC 22711 is the source of this 765-nucleotide messenger RNA. RefSeq lists its product as hypothetical. Gene Ontology annotation, biological process: positive regulation of DNA repair; negative regulation of glycolytic process; fructose 2,6-bisphosphate metabolic process. The transcript is spliced from 4 exons. The record is from RefSeq and is a predicted model, not a curated record. The coding region runs from base 1 to 765 and encodes 254 amino acids. Gene Ontology annotation, molecular function: fructose-2,6-bisphosphate 2-phosphatase activity. NCBI's taxonomy places the organism in Eukaryota, Fungi, Ascomycota, Leotiomycetes, Helotiales, Amorphothecaceae. Gene Ontology annotation, cellular component: cytosol.
AUGAGGCUCUUAUUAAUACGACAUGGAGAGACCGUGGACAAUGUUGCGGGAGUAUACGCUGGGAUUCGCGAUUCCCCUCUCACCAACCAUGGCGUACUCCAAGCCUCACGCCUAGGUUCUCAUUUGGCCUCUACCCAUGCCAAGAUAUCGCACAUCUUCUCGUCAGAUCUGCAGCGUGCCUUCAAAACCGCCGAAGCUAUUCGGAACGCUCAGUCUACCUCGUCGACAGUCAUCCUGAAAUCAGGGCUACUGCGAGAGCAAGACUUUGAGUCACUCGUUGAGAAGCAUCGCAAUGGUCCUGGGUUCCGUGAUGUGGAGUCAAAGGAGUCGAUGAGGGUUCGAAUGGAAACAUUCGUUAAUUCACAUCUUCUUGAGCACUUUGUGACGAGGACAGACGACGAGACCGUUGCUGUUGUGGCGCAUGGCAUUAUUCUCACCUAUCUAUGGAGAUGCAUUCUGCAGCGAUUCGACCACAAAAGCGUCCUCGUUGCCCCAGAUGUAAACGUCGCCGAUCGGGGUUUGGCCUUGCAGCAUCUAGGUUUCUGGUCGAACACUGGAUACCUGGACCUUGAUAUCAAGCAGGAGAAAGCCUCAGGCCAAGGCAUGGGAACGCAACCAGAGCUUCUGUCACUAGUGGUAAAAGCAGUGAACAGCCAAGAGCAUCUUCGAGGCUUGAAGAAGACUCGAGGUGGGAUUGGGAGCAUGAAGCAUGAUGCCAAUCAGAAGACUAUGGAUGCUUUUGUCAAGAGGCGGAAGGUUGAGUGA